CUUGACGUUAAAUUCUUUUUCUGCAAAAAAAAGGCAAGCCUGAAAAAAGUAGUCGGUACAUACAUUACUAACACGUGUUCAGGGUUUUAUAAGAGCAAUGAAAGCUGUUUUUCCUGUUUUUUGGAAACACACCUGAUUCAGGUAGUCCUAAGGGCGUUGAAUCGACGCCAUAGACAUUGUUAAGGUUCAGACUGUUUUAAACAUUCUUCUCUGAGACUACUCUUUGGUGUGGUGCUGUGCCAUGUGUUUAAGUGGGCAGCCACUGUGCUCAGGCAGGGGCCGUGUGCGAUCUAACUCCUCUAGUGAGGGCAGCAGCUCAAGCUCUCAAUAUGCAUGCUGUGCCCUGGGUGUGGGCCUAGUGGCACUUGGAGUUAUCAUGAUUCUGUGGACUGUGGUGCCACUGGAGGUGCGAUCGAAUAACACAGGUGUGCAACAUGAUGACGUUUCCAUUGAUGAAACUAAGCAGAAGACCUCGUCUGUGGCUUUUGUACUGAUUGGUGCUGGACUGGCCUUGCUGCUGUUGGCUGUGUGCCUAGGAGUGAGAAACAAGCACAGGAGAAACAGGGGGGCAACUACGGCCGCUGAUACUCAGUACACAGACCGUGUGCCAGGAGAAUCAGGAGAGAUCCCGGCACCUGCACCAAGUUAUGAUGUGCCUAGCUAUGAUGAGGCUGUGACUAGUGGGCGUUAUCCUGUCCGCCAGAGUAACCUGCGCCAGAGUACCUCACAGCUCCCUUCUUAUGAGGACCUGGUUGCUGCAGUGGAGAAUGAAGGAGAAGCACAAGGGGCCGUAAACAGUCAAAAUGCUUCUUCUCCUGGUCCUCAUGUUGGUCCACCAGCAGCAGCAGCUGGUGCAAAUGCCAAGCCAGCCCGUAGCAGCAGUCGAGCUAGCUACCUCCUCAGACCCCUCCGUGUGCGCAGGAUUAAAUCUGAGAAGCUCCAUGUCAAAGAUAUCCGGCUAAAAAUCCAGAGUCCUCCACAAGGGGGACGAGUAACCAUUGAGCCCCUGACGCCUCCACCACAGUACGAAGACAAAGUGCUCGAGUUCCCCACAGAACCUGUGUGAUGGAGUGAGCUGUGUAUGAACACUGUCAUGGUUGACAUCUCUCUCUUAAUUUGUGCUGUUGUUGCACUUGCGGUGUGUAUGGCUUUGAUACAGUGGUAUAGGUCUGCUUCAAAGAAUUGUUGUAAUUGUGAAAUGUUAUAUUUAAUACUUCUUUCGAAUAUGAAAGUGUCCUGUGCUUCUUUUACAACAAAACACUAAAGAGUAUUACUUUUUUAUCUAUAUAUGUUUAUUUGCUUUCAAAAAUAGUGCUCUUUGGCAUGGUGUAGCUGAUUUUGUAAUGACUCUUUUGUGAUAUGUGAUUAACUCUGUCAUCACAUCCGUACUCAUACUCAGAUGGUGGCUGUCUACCUGCUUAUAUGUCCUUAUAGUGAGCUUUGAAGGACAAGCUUGAAUUAACAUUUAAGUUAAUUUGCGGAACAAUGAAUGCUAUUAGCAAGGUGCCACUUGCAUAAUGCUUAUUGGUGGCUGUUAAUCAAUGUUAGUAAUAUUAGCAUUUUGGACAGUCAUUCAUUGAAUGGAAAAUGGGCAACAUGGAUAGUUGACUUUUUUGAAUCUGUGGAGAUGUGCAGUCAGAAUUUGAAAUAGUAAACAAUAUUACAUGCUGUGGCUAUUUUUAUAAAGGAUCUGAAGGAAAUUGAAAAGGGGAAAAAAUCGGCAACAAUACACAAUUAUACUAAAAUACACACUGUGCUGUCAUGUCUGAAGAAACUUCUUUUAGAAAAGUAAUAUACAAUAUGUACACCUUCACGUGCGAUGAGAUUUAAGGACAAAACAUUGAUUUAUUUUAAAUGUGGCUGUUUAAAUAACGUGUAUGUUUCCAAUCUGACACUGUGCGGUGGUAUGGGGGUUUAUGUGACGUCAGUUUUUUUGGGUCUUGUAUGUAAUAAAUGUAUGUGUUUUUCUAUUGUUCAAUAAUUGGGGAAAACAUACUAUAAUUGGGGAAAAGAUGAGGAAAUAUAAAAUACUGAUGAUAAAAAAGCAAACAACUCCUAUUAUGUAGGAUAAUAUAGAAUGGAUUUUUGUAAAGUCUACACACCCCUGUUAAUAUGGCAGGAUUUUUAUCUAAAAACAUAAUAAACUAAGAUGUGUCAUGUCAGACCUUUUUUCACCCUCAGUAAAAUUACAGUGUAUAAAAACAUAAGUGAAAAACAAUCCAAAAGUUAAUUUGGGGAAAUGGAUGAAUGGUGUGAUUUGAAAAUCGAACCGAGCGACACAGCCUCGGCAGAUUUUGCAGAUUUUUGUAGGGGAGGCUGAGACGAGCCUGCAAAAUCUGGCAAGGCCGCGACACUCGGUUCGUUUUUCAAAACUGCAAUAAAAUCAAAACUGCAUGAAUAUAUUAAAAGUCAAAUGUCCUGUUGACUUGUAGCUAGUUAUGAUUUCACUAAAACAUGAUGCUGCCACCUCCAGGAGUGGGUGUGGAGUUCUUUUGGUGGUCAUCCUGUCCCCUACCACCACCUCUCUCACACACACACACACACACACACUAAACAGAUCUUUUGAACUGGUUUAAUUAGACCAUAACACAUUUUGCUGUUUAUUAUUUAGUUGAGCUUGGAUAUUUUUGUUUUUUGUGUGUUCCAUUCUACAUCUCAUGUUUCAGAAAUUCAAUUAUACCUUUUCUGGUAUAUCAAUAUCUUUCAAGAAGUGAGAUAUCCUCCAUGAUUUGUGCAUUCUAUCUGAGCUUUGGCUUUAAACCAAGAAGAUAUGAAACAAUAAUACAGGGACAGUUGAUUUUUAUUUGGGGUUUAUGAGAAUAAUUUAAUUGACAAUAUGGUUAUACAAUAACAUUUAAAAUGAUCAUCACAAUUACUUUGCUCAAGGUUUUAAUCAUUAACCCUAUUACCACCCUAUUAUUUCAAUUAUUAUUAAUUAGCAUUAGUACAAUUAGCUCAGCAGUGUAAUUUGAGCAUAUGUUUACAGCCUUAUCAAAACUUGUUAUAUAUUUAACAGAAAUACAAUGUCACUAUAUUCAAAAGUAGAAAAUGCAAAAUUCUAUCCAGUCCAAUAUGGAAAACAAAAUUAUUCGUUUGUGAACGAAUUCUUGCCAAGUUAUAGGCUUUUGGCUUGAGACAUAAUCUGUCUUUAGGGAAGACCACAAGCAAGAACAAUAUUCCCCCUGUACUACAGGUCCUCUCUGAAGGGGAACAUGUGGCUGGCAUGCACAAGUACUUUUUGCCACUUUUGAGAUCCUUGGGUAGACCUUUUUGUGUUGCUUCUACUAUCCUAGUGGAUCCUCCUCACUUUUCAGUCUGUGUGGCUGUAGGUAGGCCUGCAGCUCAAGCUACAUUUAGUUCAUGGUUUGUUAAGUAGCUUUCAAGAAGCUUCCCAAUGACUUCUUGUUCUUUGAAGUGCCUUCAACCUCAGUUGGGAUGGCAUCUACACUAUGAAGCACAUACUGUUUCAUUACAAUUUGGUUUAAUGUAUACACAACAGCAGAUAUUAGCAUAAUAAUUAUUAGCAUCACUGCCACAUUCUUUAUCAACUCAGAUUUCACUAUGAUCUCAUAUGUCUUAUCGUGUCAGUUCAACUCAUCUUAAAUCAGGAAUCUAUAGCAGAUUGUAUGUACAACAGAGCCUGGGUUUGGUGGUCACUGGUUUCAUUUAGGUACUUUAAGAUUUUAGACUUUAUCACUUCUAAUAGGUCAUCAUCUUAACUUUUAAGACAGAUGUGUUGAAAAAUGAAGGACUGGGUUUACAAUAGACAAGCUGACUCCUCACUAGACAGAACAUCUGUAAAUACGACUAGCUGGUGCAGGGAUUUCUUGAUAGCCUCCUGCACUUCAGUGUCUUGCCAUUGUGGGUAUAAGAUUCUGGGUUUCCAUUUGUGCUGCCAAAAGUUCCUUCUUUGUUAAUUUGUUAUAUUUUUUUGGUAAAUUAUAGGUGCAUUCAGUGAUUUUUGUUGUUGUUGUUAAUGUAAUGUUUGUUAAUGCAUUUUAGUGUUAAUUAGAACAUUAUUUUAAAGUACAACUCUAUAUCAGUCUUUCUUGCCUUAUUGUGCUGGGUGUACAUACAGUGCCUUGCAAAAGUAUUCACCCUCUUGGCAUUUUUCAUGUUUUGUUGCCUCACAACCUGGAAAUAAAAUGGAUUGAAGGUUUGCAUCAUUUCAUUUACAGAACAUGCCUACAACUUUAAAGAAAACUUUUUUUUUUUUAAUUGUGAAGCAAACAACAAAUAGGACAAAAUAACAGAAAACUUCAGCGUGCAUAACUAUUCACCCCCCUAAAGUCAGUACUUUGUAGAGCCACCUUUUGCGGCAAUUACAGCUGCAAGUUACUUUGGAUAAGUCUCUAUGUGCUUGUCACAGGCAUUUUUGCCCAUUCCUCAAGGCAAAACUGCUCCAGCUCCUUCAUGUUGGAUGGUUUCCACUGGUGAACUGCAAUCUUCAAGUCUGACCACAGAUUCUCAAAUGGAUUGAGGUCCCGGGCUUUGACUAGGCCAUUCCAACACAUUUAAAUGUUUCCCCUUAAACCACUCAAGUGUUGCUUUAGCAGUAUGCUUCGGGUCAUUGUCCUGCUGGAAGGUGAACCUCCGUCCCAGUCUCAAAUCACAGGCAGACAAACAGGUUUUGCUCAAGAAUAUCCCUGUAUUUAGCACCAUCCAUCUUUCCCUCGACUCGGAUCAGUUUCCCAGUCCCUGCUGCUGAAAAACAUCCCCACAGCAUGAUGCUGCCACCACCAUGUUUCACUGUGGGGAUGGUGUUCUUGGGGUUACAUACAUAGCGUUUCCCUUGGUGGCCAAAAAGUGCAAUUUUAGUCUCAUCUGACCAGAGCACCUUCCUCCAUACAUUUGGGGACUCGCCCACAUGUCUUCUGGCAAACUCAAAACGUGCCUUCUUAUUUUUAACACUAAGUAAUGGCUUUUUUCUGGCCACUCUUCCAUAAAGCCCAGCUCUAUGGAGUGUACAGCUUAUUGUGAUCCCAUGCACAGAUACACCAGUCUCUGCUGUGGAACUCUGCAGCUCCUUCAGGGUUACCUUUGGUCUCUGUACUGCCUCUCUGAUUAAUGCCCUCCUUGCCCGGUCUGUGAGUUUUGGUGGGCAGCCCUCUCUUGGCAGGUUUGUUGUGGUACCAUGUUCUUUCCAUUUGAAGAUGAUGGAUUUGAUGGUGCUCCAGGGGAUCAUCAAACAUUUGGAUAUUUUUUUAUAAUCCAACCCUGACUUGUACUUCUCAACAACUUUGUCCCUGACUUGUUUGGAGAGCUCCUUGGUCUUCACAGUGUGAAGCCUCUGGGGCCUUUCAGAAAAGGUGUGUUUAUACUGACAGAUCAUGUGACACUUAGAUUGCACACAGGUGGACUUCAUUUCACUUAUUAUGUGACUUCUGAAGGUAAUUGGUUGCACUAGAACUUUUGAGGGGCUUCAUAGCAAAGGGGGUGAAUACAUAUGCACAUGCCAAUUUUCAGAUUUUUAAUUUUUAAAAAUUAUUUUUUAUAUAUAUUUUUCUUAAUUCACUUCACCAACUUAGACUAUUUUGUGCAGAUCCAUCACAUAAAAUUCAGAUAAAAAAACAUUUAAAUUACAGGUUAUAAUGUAACAAAACAUGAAAAAUGCCAAGGGGGGUGAAUACUUUUGCAAGGCAUUCUACAGAGCAGAGCAAAAAUACUAUGUGCACCAUUAAUAAAACUGGCAAAAUAUAGAAUAAAUUACACUACAAGAAAAAAAUUCACUAACAGCGAAAUGAAUGUAGCCUUCUCCAGGUAUUCAGAGAGGCUGUCCUAAUCAUAUUAACUGCGUUGUUCUUUGUACUGCAGAUGAGUCUUUCCUCAAACAAUAUCCAUGCCGAAAUCGCUCCUUUGGUCCUGUGGGGAAAUUUUGCGUACAUUUGUUUGGUUUUGUUUUACAGUCCAGUGUCACCAAAAUGAGGAUGGGUUCCCUUCUGAGCCUGGUUCCUCUCAAGGUUUCUUCCUCAUCCAUCAUCACAGGGAGUUUUUCCUUGCCACCAUUGCUGCAGGCUUGCUCAUUAGGGAUAAAAUAGAUUAAUCAUUGAGUGUAAUAUUUUUUUCUCCUUUCUCUUUCUCUACGUUUGUAAAGCUGCUUUGAGACAAUGUCCAUUGUAAAAGGUGCUAUACAAAUAAACUGAAUUGAAUUGAAAAAAUUGUUUUGUUUUUUAAACUCGCUGCAAAUACAAUGAAUUGUCAAACCUGGGUACA
Hemibagrus wyckioides is the source of this 6213-nucleotide messenger RNA. It is a transcript of the gene tmem51b, whose product is annotated as transmembrane protein 51b. Bases 242 to 1066 code for a protein of 274 amino acids. The transcript has 3 exons. The record is from RefSeq and is a predicted model, not a curated record. Lineage: Eukaryota; Metazoa; Chordata; Actinopteri; Siluriformes; Bagridae.